Messenger RNA from Dinoponera quadriceps, 1481 nucleotides. RefSeq names its product cyclin-dependent kinase 10 (gene Cdc10). Gene Ontology annotation, molecular function: ATP binding; cyclin-dependent protein serine/threonine kinase activity. The record is from RefSeq and is a predicted model, not a curated record. The transcript is spliced from 6 exons. The coding region runs from base 148 to 1380 and encodes 410 amino acids. Gene Ontology annotation, biological process: protein phosphorylation; regulation of mitotic cell cycle. Gene Ontology annotation, cellular component: nucleus. NCBI's taxonomy places the organism in Eukaryota, Metazoa, Arthropoda, Insecta, Hymenoptera, Formicidae.
AUGAUGGAGAUGUGCCUUAAGGAGAUCCGUAGCCAAAACUAGGAAACAGAAAUUGUCAAACAUUGUUUUCAAUGGUGUUUUAUGGUGCUUGAGCGGUGAAGGCCAUUUGAUUGUUUUCCUUGCACAUCAGUCUAUUUGUAGUUGAAAAUGACAAAAGAGGAAAGUUUGGAGAAAAAGUCCGUGGAGCUUAAUGAUAGUGAUAAGAAGACUAUAUCUGAUUCAGGACCGGAUCCUUCUGCUCCGAUCACUAGGAAAGGAGUAUUAACAUCCUUCCUAACUGGCAAACCUAUGGAAAUACCAGAGCAUGAUAUUCUUGGCAAAUGUAGAUUUGUUUCCGAAUUUGAGAAGUUGAAUCGUAUCGGAGAAGGCACUUAUGGAAUUGUAUACAGAGCCAGAGAUACAAAAAAUGAUAAAGUUGUUGCAUUGAAGAAGGUAAGAAUGGAGCAUGAGAAGGAUGGACUGCCGGUAAGUGGCCUCAGGGAGAUUUCAGUUCUGCUGUCCUGUCGUCAUGAAAACAUUGUUCAUUUGAGGGAGGUAGUAGUGGGCAGAAGUCUAGAAAGCAUAUUCCUUGCAAUGGAAUAUUGCGAACAAGAUUUGGCAAGCUUAUUGGACAAUAUGCAAGCACCGUUUUCUGAGAGCCAGGUCAAAUGUAUAGUAUUGCAAGUACUAAAAGGCCUUCGUUACUUGCAUCAUAACUUUAUCGUUCAUAGAGAUUUAAAAGUCUCUAAUCUUUUAAUGACUGAUAAGGGCUGUGUAAAAAUUGCCGACUUUGGACUAGCCAGGUGGUUUGGUUUGCCUUUGAAACCAAUGACACCUAGAGUCGUGACACUGUGGUACCGAGCACCAGAAUUGCUGUUGCAAGCCAAAACACAAACGACAUCUGUGGAUAUGUGGGCAGCUGGAUGUAUUUUAGGAGAGUUAUUGGGCCAUAAACCCUUAUUACCUGGUAGAUCAGAAAUUGCACAGCUAGAGUUAAUCGUCGACUUAUUGGGCACACCCAGUGAAGCUAUUUGGCCUGAAUUUAAUUCAUUACCGGCGCUGCAGAAUUUUACACUUAAGCAGCAACCGUACAACAACUUGAAACAAAGAUUUCCGUGGUUGAGUGCUGCUGGUCUCAGAUUGUUAAAUUUCUUAUUUAUGUACGACCCAAAGAAACGAGCGACUGCCGAAGAAUGUUUGCAGAGCAGUUACUUUAAGGAAGCUCCGUUACCCUGCGACCCAAAACUUAUGCCUACUUUUCCGCAACAUAGAAAUAUGAAAAAAGCGGCCACACAGAAGGAGACUCGUGAGCAGGAAAAUACGGUUACCGAUCAAACGAAUAAUCUACCGGCAAUUUCGGAUCUACUUGGAUCGUUGGUCAAAAAGAGACGUGCCGAAUGAAAAAUUAAUCAUGCAUAAAAGUGUAAUCUUUUUAUGUCCCAUAUAGCACAUACAUCAACGUGUAGACUAAUCGCUAUAAAUAUACUUUUUACGUGAAACUA